GGGGGAAACUUUAGUAUACGAUCCCACGAUUUCAGGGUUAAAAGUGGUAUGGUUGGAUAGGGCUGAUGCUCCAGAUUAAGAAAAUAUAUAAUUGUUGCCGCCGCAAACUUAUAGUUUCCGAGAUAUUUCCAUUUAAAGUUGAAAAUUUUGCAAAUUUUAUCUUGCAAUUUCUCGAUUGCUAGUAGUUAUUUAAUUCAUAUUAUGCUUUUUUUUAUGCACUAUACUUCAUUACAUUGUUUCUACAUAUUUAUUUUUUAGUAAUUAUUUAGUUAUUUGCUUAAAAUAAGCAUUUUAUAUUUUACACAAUUUUCAUUCCAUGCACAAUAACAAAAGUAUUCCGUGUUUACAGAUAUUAAGUGUUGCCAUAAUUACACAUAUAUCAAACGAAUAAGAAUGGAUAUAAAAACUCAAACGCAGAAAACAAAUACUAUCUGAAAUAAAUUUUCCAUUGUAAUAAGAAAAUUUUUAAGGCUUUAUUGGCGGCCUUCGGCCGCGCUUCAAAAAAAUAACCCUGGCCAAUCCAACACCGGGGUGUAUCAAGUUUUUUUUUAAUUAAAACUCCUUUUCGCGUUGGCGGCCUUCGGCCGCGCUUCAAAAAAAUAACCCUGACCGAUCCAACACCGGGGUGUAUCAAGUUUUUUUUAAGUAAAGCUCCUUUUCGCGUUGGCGGCCUUCGGCCGCGCUUCAAAAAAAUAACCCCGGCCGAUCCAACACCGGGGUGUAUCAGGUUUCUUUUAAGUAAAACUCCUUUUCGCGUUGGCGGCCUUCGGCCGCGCUUCAAAAAAAAUAACCCUGGCCAAUCCAACACCGGGGUGUAUCAAUUUUUUUUAAGUAAAACUCCUUUUCGCGUUGGCGGCCUUCGGCCGCGCUUAAAAAAAAUAACCAUGGUCGAUCCAACACCGGGGUGUAUCAAAAAUCUUGAUAUAUCAAGAAAAAGGGCAAUGAUUUAUGUAUUUGGGGUAUAGUCCUAUUUUUUAUUCAUUUUUAUUCGUUUGAUAAAUGUGUAAUUAUGGCAACACUUAUUAUCUGUCAACACGGAAUACUUUUGUUAUUGUGCAUGGAAUGAAAAUUGUGUAAAAUAUAAAAUGCUUAUUUUAAGCAAAUAACUAAAUAAUUACUAAAAAAUAAAUAUGUAGAAACAAUGUAAUGAAGUAUAAGUGCAUAAAAAAGGCAUAAUAUGAAUUAAAUAACUACUAGCAAUCGAGAAAUUGCAAGAUAAAAUUUGCAAAAUUUUCAACUUUAAAUGGAAAUAUCUCGGAAACUAUAAGUUUGCGGCGGCAACAAUUAUAUAUUUUCUUAAUCUGGAGCAUCAGCUCUAUCCAACCAUACCACUUUUAACCCUGAAAUCGUGGGAUCGUAUACUAAAGCCGACCCAAUCACUGGUCACAGCUGUGACAAGUUUCCUAAAUUAGCGAUGACUGGAAUUAACGAACACAUGGGAAACUUCAACAAAGUAGCAGUCACAGCAUCACAUGAAAAAUUGCGACUGUGACAAAAUAGCAGGGAAAUGUUUAGUAUCGUUUAUGGAGGAAAACAGGGGAGGGCUACCCCCCCUCACGCCCCCUUAUUGGAAAGAGGAAGGAUCGAACUUUUAAAUAAACCCUCCCUCGACCCCCUAGAGCCCCUAUAGGCCUGUAGGGAGCCCUUUGAAAAUGACCAAAAAUCAGUGUUUUUGCUCAUUUUUCCAUACAAACUGAAACCAGUGCAACCCAGCCAAAAUUUUUGUAUGGACAAGAAAUCAAAAUAAAGAAAACCAAAAUGUUUUAGUGCAAUAUAUAUACAUAUUUAAUUGCAUCUAUUAAUGAUACAAAGGGAUCCGGGGUGACAGAAGUACUUUCGUAUAGUACUCCUUUCUGCGAUGGCGGCCUUCGGCCGCGCUCUAAAAAAAUAACCCUGGUCGAGCGAAUACCCGGGGUGACUGAUGUACUUUCGUGUAGUACUCCUUUCUGCGUUGGCGACCUUCGGCCGCGCUUCAAAAAAAAUAACCCUGGUCGGUCCAACACCGGGGUGUAUCAAUUUUUUUCGCAUAGAACUCCUUUUUGCGUGGGCGGCCUUCGGCCGCGCUUUAAAAAAAUAACCUUGGCUGGUCCAACACCGGCUACGCCAUCCACAGUAUUUUAGCACUGAACACCUUUUCGCGUUCACUUCAUACAUUUGUUGCUAACUGGGUUUAAUUUAUUCCCUUUUGUUCGUCCUUUCUCGGCAAUUUGACAGUUCAAAUUAGGCAGUCAUUUUGGUUUUUCGCAUUAUUGAACUUAAUGCAGAAAAAGGUGUAUUUUAUUUAAAGAUUUACAAAGAAAUUAACAAUCAAAAGCAAUUAAAAACUACUAGUGGUUUUUAUAAUUCAGAAGUAAUAUAUGUGCGUGAAAAUGUAUCCAUAAUUGAUUUGGUACAAUGCACAACAGAUGAAAAUACACUAGCAUAUAUUGAGAAAUUUGCAAAAAACAGCAUUUUUUAAAGUGAAGUUUUGGAAAAAUUUGUGAAACGAUUUUUAUAAAAUAUGUUUUAAAAUAAAGUUCAAUAAUUUAAGUAUACAUGCGUGUUUAAAAUUUUCAAUUUGGUUCUCUUGUUUAGGUACAGUGAGCCAAAAUUAACCGGCGCGAUACUAAACCCAACCCAAAUAGCAUUUACAGUGAAAUAUAAAAAAUUGCGACUUGCAAAAUAGCAUUCGGGUAAAAUUUAGAAUAGCUUCCCCGGAUUUCGGGAAUAAAGUGGGUAUCACUGGAAAGGUGGCGUUCUUCAGAUUAAGGAAAUAUAUAUAUAGUUGCCGCUGACUUAUAGUUUUAAAGAUAUUUGCAUUUAAACGUUAUAGUGAAGUGUUAAUAAGUGAAAAGUGCAUAAUAUAAGUGAAAAAGUUAUUCACAAUAUACAAAUUAUCAAUGUAAAAGUUGUCAAUUUUUCAACUUUAAAUGCAAAUAUCUUUAAAACUAUAAGUUAGCGGCAACUAUAUAUAUAUUUUUUUUUUGAUCUGAAGAACGUCACCUUUCCAGUGAUACCCAUUUUAUUCCCGAAAUCCAGGAAUGCUAUUCUAAAUCCCAGCCAUCAAUUGUCGUUUUUUUAUAUGUUGUAAGCAGCUCAAACACCGAAAAGGUUAAAAAUAAAACAAUUUUACAUAAAUUUCGUAAAUAUUAUGAAACAAGGUGAACAUAUAUUUACAUUUUUAUUGGUAAUUAUGUUUUUUGACUAUGUUAAAGAAAAUUUAAUAUUUGGUAUCGAUAUAAUUAUUUUCAUUCAAGUGUAAAGACACCUCUGAAUGAUGAAAUGUAAUAGAUUUUUUGAGUGUCACUUACAGAAUAGCAAAAUCGUCUCAAGUCUCAAAAAUUGUCUCUAACUUUAAGUCUCAAAUUUAGAGACUUGAGACUGUCUCACGUUACAGAAUCACACGGUUAGACACUACAAAGAGAAAAAAAUUUAAACAACCAAUGAAUCUAAUUUCACCCGAAAAUCGACUUAACAAAUGAAAAAAUGUGUCCAUUAUUUCCAUUAUAUGGAAAAUAUUUAAAAGAAAAUGUAUUUUAUUUCGAAAUACUAUAUGAUAAUCUUUUCUUUUGAUAAAUAUUAAGCGAUAUGAAUUCUUGAAUUGCAAGAACAGCUGUUUUUUCAUCUUUCCAACGGCAGUGAGAACGAGCAGAUUAGUGAAUCUAUUCCCUUUAAAUUUUCGGUCGGAACAUAGUAGGGAAUUCUCUUGCUCUUGCAAGAUUACAGAUUGCAAAAAUCCUAUACCAAAAUAUACAAGGGCACGAGAGCACCCAUUGCAGAAUCUAGUGAUAUAUGAACGGCUGAUUCGGUAAAUUUAUUGUAAAUGACUAUUGUGAAUUGGCGCAACUUCUGCAUUCAUUCUUAACAAAAAAACUGUAUCAAAUCUUUAUAAUUUAAAUUGAAAUUAUAAGAUCUAUUUAAAAUUUACCUUCCUGAAAAAUUUAACGUCAAAAUAUGUCUUUAUGCAAAAUGACAGCUAAAACGGGCUUACAAUUAUAUUUUUGCGUGACAUUGCACGCAAAUGAACAAGGGUUUUGGUCUGACAUAUUUUAAAGCCAUUGCAAAUAAUUUUCUGUGUGUGCUUGUUGUGCCGUUGUAUUAGGUGGAAAAAUCUGUAAUUCUUGCACCGUACAAAGAUUUUGCAAGAGCAAGAGAUACCCCUGGUAUCACAUAAAAAGUGCAAUAAUUAAUAAGUUACAUUGGAAUCAUUUUGGAUGUAUGGCUCACACAAUUAAUUUAAUUGUAAGAGAAGGAUUGCGCAUUCCUGAAGUAGAACAAGUAACUGAUAAAGUUAGAGUAAUAGUUGCUCACUUCAAGAAAAGUACUUCAGCGAAUGAAGCGUUUUUCGAAGUUGGAGGAAGCAGUGAAAUGUACAUUGGUAAUUAUAAACAAUCGAAGAAACGACUGGCGCGCGGUUGUUAACUCGGCUAUAAUCGCGUAAGCGGUGUCUACGCCAAUUAAGAAGAAGAAUUAUAAACAAAAAUUUACCUAUAUUAACCAGCGACGAUUGGGCGACUGUUGCUGCUUUUUGAAAAAUUUCAAACCAUUUAGAGAAGCUACAGUAAGCAAUAAUGGUGAAACAUAUCGCACGGAUUUGCUGGUAAUACCAAUCGCAAAUGGUCUAUUAGAUGUGUGUAGACACUUGCGAACUGAAAUAUUUUCAAACAUCAUACAAAAAGUGAUAGAAAUUAUUUUAAAUGGAAUUAGGGAACGUUUUGGCAGUUUACAACACAGCGAUACACUUACGGUAGCUAUUUUUCUCGACACCAGAUUCAAAUUAGUGGCAUUGACUGAUGAAUCGGCAGCACGUAAAACAAAAAAAAAUUAAAAAACGUUAAUAGAAAUGCAAAGGGAAGAAAUAGAAAUUAAGACUGAAAGAACAGAAGAAAAUGUAGAAAAAUCAGUAUCAACAUGGAGUUCUUUCGAUAAAUACUCUAAUGAACAUAAACCACAUAGUAGCGUACUCGUAGAGCAAAAGCCAAUUCAAUUCCCACGACAGCCGGUUCUACGCACCGGAAUUGACUCGGAUGUUAUCCGACCAAGGGCUGUUCUUUCGGCGAUCUAACCCCGUUUGGAUCGGUGAGUAUUAAUCUGUGUUUGUCGUCCUUAGAGCAACGCCUUGCAGCAGGGUUGCUCCGUAUCCUCCUGACUCGUGCUGGCAUUGAGUCCAACCCGGACCCGGAGGAAUUUUUCUGCUGCGUCUGCGCUAAAAGGCUCCAUCCAAACUCCACCUCGAUCAGGUGCAAUACAUGCAAUGGAUGGAGCCAUCUUAAGACCUGCUCAGGCCUUAAGACCCACAGGGAGUGGACCACGCGUUACGUGGCCCCGUGUUGUCUGCGCAAUACUGCGAUACAAGCCUCUACGGCUGUGCAACCUGCACACUGUUCGCGCGCCGCGCCGCCACUCAAUCAGAGUGGCCAACAAAGGACCUCUACGGUCAGGAGCUCAAACAGGCAACACAGCUCCCACUCUGACUUGUCCCCCCCCCCCAACCUUCAUCCCGCUCCAAUCCUCGUGCGAGAACCAAUCAGCAACUCUUGGUUCCUCGCACAGUCUGUUUCGUGUGUCAGACCGUCAUACGUCGGAACGUUGCAUCAGUUAAGUGCAAUUCCUGCACUGGCUGGUGCCACUUCCCGACGUGUUCCGGCCUGCGCACCACACGUGAGUGGAGUGUCACCUACGUUGCCCCAUGCUGCAGGAGUCUGCCCCCGCAACUCACAACAGUGACCUCGCCAACCAACACCCCAGUGCGACAACCGCCCCCGCGGGUUCUGCAGCUGCAACAACCACCACUAACACGUCACUCCCUCACCCCCAGGAUCAUUCACGGACACCCGCGACAAACGAGACUACUUCAAUUCAACUGCAACGGACUCCAGAGCAAGAUCGAGGAGAUAGUUGCACUCACGAAUCGGGAACGUAUAUCGAUAGCUACGGUCCAAGAAACCAAGCUCAACAGCCGCUCAGAACUUCUGAGUUGUGCAGGUUUCAACAUCAUUCGUAAAGAUCGCGAGCGAGAUAAUGGUGGUGGCCUAGCCUUCAUAUUGCACAACACCGUGCAGUAUCGAAGACAUCGACCCCAGGGAUACUACCCUAGAAUGUCAGGGCAUAGCUAUCCGGUCAGGCGAUGUCGAGCUCGAAAUAUUUAAUAUAUACAUUCCCCCAGUUACAUGUUGCCCUACAGGAUAUCACCCGAAUAUAGGCGCGCUACUUCGUGGUGAAAACCGUUUGGUACUAGGCGACUUUAACGCGCACCACGAUCUUUGGCAUUCCUGCCUGUCAAACGAUCGUAGGGGAAGGGAGCUGGCGGAACAGAUUGACGAUUCGACAUUCUGCACAAUGAGUGACGAAGCCCCCACCAGAGUUAUGGGCACCUGUAAUAGCUCGCCGGAUAAUACCAUUGCUAGCGGUGGCCUGAUAAACAGCAUAACCUGGCGACCUAUGCUAACUCUUGCAUCAGAUCAUCUGUUUUAUCCUCUGCGAAUGGUAGGCACCUUGUCGCGGUGCAGGGGCUUAGGCGCAAGGCAUACUCGGCAUCCCCCAACCUGCGUGGCUGGUGCCGAUAGGCACCGCCCAGGCAGGGUGUCGGGUGCCGCAUGCGUGCGCUAACCAAGAGCUACCACCUCCUAAUCCAGGGUGUCAUGCGACCCGUGCCCAUUGGAUGGUUUGCAGCCAGGAGGUAAAUCUGGCUGUAUUAUAACGGAGCCUCCCCAACACCGGGCCGAAUUGGGGUGUAACUGUGGCCUUACCGCGCCAAGGGGCUCUGGCGUGGCUGACCUACUUAGUCCCCAUUUUAAAUAAUAGACCUGACGGCUCACCCUGUUUGAGCCUAGGGUCGGAAGACACAGAUGGACAAACUAAACAAAACAAACAACAAUAAUACGGAUCUAAAGCAACAACAACGGAGAACGGACACGGACAACGAGAAGGAAGCUGACGCAGUAGAAGGUAGAUCGGGUCAAGGAGCCAGACGGAAGGUGGACUUCCUUGACAUUCUCUCGCCGGAGGUACGGGCGCUAUUUGUGGAGCAUGCCAAGGAGGAUAGUGACGACAUGCCCUCAUGCAGCUGUGCAUGCAUGCCAAAAACGCCUGGGGCCGCUGCAGCAGCCACGAGCACCGCCAAGACCCCCGCCGCAAGGCGGAGCGGGUCGGACUCGGGGGAGUCACAUCGGGCAGAGCCUGACGGUGCGCGCAGAAGGAAAAGGAGGCGCAGAAGAGGUGGGCAACGCCCUCUCCCAGAAGCUGGCAAACCCGGAGGGUGUGAUGACCCAAAAAGGAGGGGAAUGAGCGGCGCCAUCAUGAGGUGGUACCUACGGUACCUGCGAGAGGGGAAGACUCCUGAAGCGGCGGAGGCUUUGGCCAGAAGCAGAGGCAAAGGGAGAAAUGUACCCCCAGCAAAGGAGCGUGACGACAUCAGGUCAGCUCGCGCGGAAGGCAGCGGCACCAGUAACCGCCCGGUCGGUGCUACACUGACCGCACGGCGUGGGGAUGGUAGGGCAAUGCCCUCUGAAACGUAUGCCCAAACAGCAAAGCGGAGCAGCGGCCAAAUCACGCCGCAGGAACCCCCCAGCUCCAAAAGGUCUAGGGGCAACGAGAACAAGGCAACCGGUAACCAACAAUCCGGACCGGCUCCCCACCGGGUGGAGGAGGGGCGGCGCAGGUAUGCGGGUGCCGUUAAAGGCAUGCGCAUGGCUGUACUGCCUCAAAACUACCCGGCGGAGGCGCUGAAGCCGGAGGAGCUUACCGUGCUCCAGAACCUCCUCUUGGACGAGGUCUUCAGAGGACAAAACUUCGCGGCGUCCUUUUUGGGGGUGGAGUUUAAGGGAGGUAUGCUGCAGGUGGAAUGCAAGGACGAGAGGUCUGCCAACUGGCUGCGGGAGUUUGCACCAAAGCUGGGAGGUUGGAAGGGUCCGGCCCUAUGCGCGAGGAGGGCGGAGGAUUUGCCCGUCAUGCAUAGCAUGACAAUGUUCCUCCCAAGAAGCGAUGACAGACCAUACGAGUAUGCCCUAGGACUGGUGAAGAACCAGAACUUGGGGCUUAGCACUUCAUCUUGGCGCGUCGCGAGCAGCAAGAUGGAAGAACUAGGUGGAAUGAAGGGCUGGAGGCUAAACCUGUACAUAGACGACGAGUCGUACAAAUACGUCCGGGCAGAAGGAUUCCGCCUGUAUUACAGGUUUAGCACGGUGGUUAUGCGGCCUCACAGGCCCGUAGCCACCGGGAGCAAAGGAGCAGCUAUGCCCGCGAAUCAGGUAGGCAAGAGCAUCGAAAAGCAGGCCGCGCCAUUGGCGGCCCCGGAAGCAGUGCCGAUGCAGGUGGACGAGGUGGCGGAUCAGCCCGGCGGAAGUGGGACUGUGAGGGCAGUGCCAGCAACGACCACCGACGUCCCAGCAGAGGACCACUGCGACCAGGGAGCAGAGCUCCCCUCAACACAGGAACUCCUGGACGGGUUAGAUGACCCAUUGGAUGGUGGCGAGAUCGCCGGCGGGGAAGAGGGAGAGCCCUUCCUCGAACCGGUAUUAUGACGGCCGUCCAUAUGGAGAUUGCCCAGGUGAACCUGCAUCACGCGGCGGCAGCUUCAGCUGUAAUAACGAGCAGGUUCACGGUAGAGAAGCUGGGACCCGCAAAGGAGAGGUUAAAGGCCUCAAAACGGAGUCAAAUAAGAGUUCCUGACGCAGGAUCUGGUGGCGGUGCAAGCCAGGGACUUUGAGGACAAAGACUUCGUCCUGGCUUCAGCCUACUUCCCAGGGGAAGCAUCCACGGCACCUCCAGAGGUGGUGGAACGGCUUGUGGAUCACUGUAGCAGACAUGGGCUUCCCUUGAUUAUAGGCUGUGACGCGAACGCCCACCAUCUGGAAUGGGGCAGCACCAACUGCAACGCAAGGGGGGGGUUCCACUCCGAACCUUAGGCACCUUCAGCACGGUAAAUCCCUAAAGGGCAAAGAGAAGCUCUCUUCAAGCAGGAGCCGUACAGCCAUCCAUCUCCAGCCUCAAAGAGACAUGCAGGAAUUCCGCUUCUGUCGCUAGACGUAACAGCAAGGAUCGGAGGCGCAGCAUGGUUAAUGCAACCCAGUUAGUAAAAGGACCGCACUACUGACUGCAACACGGCAAACUGAAAAACGGAAGAGCGGGCAAAAAAAAAAAAGAAAUCAGUCACAGGCGAUCGGAGAACUCCAAAUAAGAACUAAGUAGUUUAAGUUACCCUCGGCAGUAUCUAAAUGGAAUGAUUCUCCGCUUUUAUUUUUACUAAUAAGUGGCAGAACAAUUAAGUAGUGUACUAAGGGUUAGAAAACAUCGGGAGGUAUUGGUGCAGGGCCUCAUCUCCACGUAUAUAAGUUUAUGGAAGUUUUGCAGCAGCGUUUCAAAAACUAGACUACUCCAGUUGUUCAAAUAUCAUUGAACAUGCUUACUUAUCAGCAAAGCCGAAAUUCUACGAAAUAGAAAUAUCUAUUUAUAUAUUAAUAUACAUACACACAUAAACAACUAUAUGCAUUUAAAUGCAAUGUGCAUCUAAUAAUAAUAAAAAUGCAUGGGACAGAAAUCAUAAAUUUUCAGAAUAGAUAACAUCACACACACACAUAUAUGUAUUAAAUUGUACACUUCAAAACAACCUCAUGUUAAGCAGCAAUAAACAAUAUGCUGCAAUACAUAUAAACAUACACACAUAUACAUAUAUUUAGUUAUUUAAGAUAGCUUUAAAAUUUGUAUAUAAGUAAGGAAAAUACUAAAUAAAAAUAAGAAUGAAUAAGUUCUCCCUCGAGAUAAGACGUUUCAUUUCCCCCACCAGAGGUAAGGAUUGUAAGAAACUAUAUUUGAGGUAUUAACAUUUUGGUCCUUUGCUCGACCAAAAUUAAAAAGUCCUGUAUUUACAAAACAGGCAAAAUACAAAAAAGCCCUGUUCAAAAUACAGGCAAAUUAAAACAAAAAUAAUUGUAAGACGGGUGUAUAUUCCCGCAUAUUAACAUCAUGACAAAUAAAGUCAAAUCAGAUACAUUUGAUUUGGAUCUUGGAAUCUUCAUAUUCAAGAGGAAAAUUCAAUUCCUCAGAAAAGUAAUGAAUGAUCUCCACAAAAUCACUACAAUAAAAAGUGAUGAUAUUAAACAUUUGAAAAUUGUGUUUCUUCAAAUGCACAAUUUUCACACAAUGUACUUUUCAAACAUUUUUCUUGAAGUAGAAAACUUGUAUUUUGAAAUAACGGCGGAGUAUUUCCAAAAUCUCAAACUUUGUAAGUCGAGAUUUAAAGAAGAAGAGCCCGAAAUUACGUACAGUUCUCUUCAGCGUGAUGUGCUGUUGGAAGAUUAUACGAUAGAAAAAGAACCAGUAAUUUUGUACCGUUUUGACUCGGAUUUAAAAUGUACAAAGGUUCCAAUCUUUUAUCUACCUUGUAUAUAUCUAUCUUCUUCUGAGGAAGAAACAGCAGAAGUAAUAGAGGAAAAUAGAAAGGAAAAUGAAGUUGAAGAAGAAUCAAUUGAAGAACUUCGUAAACCUUCAAAAACUGAAGAAAAACUUAUAAGAGUUCGACUACUCUCUCCAUCUUCUGUUGAGAAAAAAAACAACAGAAAUAAUAGAGAAAGAUAAAAAGGAAAAACAAAAUGAAUUGGUACCUUCGCACUUAUCUCUUCCGGCAGUCUCACAUUUUGGAGAAAUGUGGGACAGUGAAGUCCAGACGAAAUCGUUUGAAGAUAAGGACGAAACUGAAAUAAUUGAAUACAUUUUGGAAGAUGAUGCUGAAGCGUAUAAGAAGGAAGAGGAAGUUCAGUUAACAUAGAAAGCAGCCAACAAUUACAGUUCGCAAAACUGCUAAAAUGCAGAACCAUGCGGAAGAUGAUUGGAAUGAUUCUGCAACCACAAACAAAAGAAAAGGACCUCAACGUGGGACUAGAGACAGACGAAGUAGAUGUACACCAGCGACUGCAACAAUGUUGGGCACAAAAGUGAACAAAUGGAUGCAUCAAUAUUACAAGCGCAAAAGGACUAAAUUUAAGAAAGUUAAGUUUAAGUACCAUAUAUAUAAAUAUUCAUAUACAGUCCAGUAGUUUUAAAUAAUCAUUUCUUUCCCUCGGAAAUAUGUUCAAAUAUCAUUGAACAUGCUUACUUAUCAGCAAAGCCGAAAUUCUACUAAAUAGAAAUAUCUAUUUAUAUAUUAAUAUACAUACAUACAUACAUAAACAACUACAUGCAUUUAAAUGCAAUGUGCAUCUAAUAAUAAUAAAAAUGCAUGGGACAGAAAUCAUACACCCCUAUCACGCAUUUCGACUUGGAUUGAAAUUUUCUCCGUUUGGCGACUUUGGUAUCAUGCGUUCCGUUCCCGUUCAGUUCAACUUCGAAAUUUACAAUUCUGCCUAUCAUGCAUUUCGAUCGUAGCUCCGUUUUGCUAAGUUGCAAUUUUGUUGGCGGAGAACUUUUUUUGUUUUUAUUUUGCUGCGAAAAUUUUAUUAUUUGCGUGAUUUUUUUUUUAAUUUUUUAAAAAUGUAAGUAAAACUUGUAUUUAAAAGUUGUAAAACACACGAUAUUUCCAGUUUUAGUGAUGUUUUUUGAUAUGCUUUCAGGUCAAAAACAACAACACCAGAGCAAUAUGGAAAAUUGGCAGAUAUGAUGGAGAGUAAGCUAGAUAUAGCCAACGGUUUCCCCCAGCGUCCUAAGACGCUGUGCAGGCUUUUUGGAAAGAGGUAGCAUCAAAUUUACUUGCCGUCGUUUCUUCCGCAAACGUAUCUAGGACAUACUUGAAUGCGUCCUUAUUCAGACGAAAGUUUUUUUGAAUCUAAAUAAGUAAACAAAUUGUAAGAAAAAUGUAUACUUUCACGUGCAAUUACUUACAGCCCGUCAUUCAUCUGGAAGGGAUCGCACAUAUCUCGUAAUCCUUUCAAUUCUCACCCCAGCAUUCUGAGAUGCGCUGCUCUCCUCCUCAACCAGUAAUAUCGCCGCGGAUAAAGAUUCCAUAGUUACGUUUAAUAAAAAUAAAAAUAAAAAGUUUCACAUAUUUCAAAGCAAACAGCUGAUUUCGAAAGAGUUAUAGCUCUUCCUCUUCUUCUUUCAAUCCAAUCGCAACGCAUGAUACCUAAUUUCGAUUCCGGCGGAGCGUAGAGCGGGAACGUAAUCGAAAUGCAUGAUACGGGUGAUAAAUUUUCAGAAGAGAUAACAUCACACACACACACUUACUUAUGUAUUAAAUUGUACACUUCAAAACAACCCCAUGUCAAGCAGCAAUAAACUAUAUGCUGCAAUACAUAUAAACAUACACACAUACACAUAUAUUUAGUUAUUUAAGAUAGUUUUAAAAUUUGUAUAUAAGUAAGGAAAAUACUAAAUAAAAAUAAGAAUGAAUAAGAUCUCCCUAAAUAAAAGUCUUGCAUUUCCCAUCACCAGAGGUAAGGAUUGUAAGAAACUAUAUUUGAGGUAUUAACACCAGUAGUAUUUAAUUUGGCUAUUGCUAUUGCUCUUACUUUGUCAAGAGCCACAGCAGAGCCAUAGCAUAACAAUGUACAUAUGUGAUCCGCUCUGCUCCGAGUUUUGUUAGGUAAAUAACUAUAGUAAUAGCGAGAGCAAAAAAUGAAGUACUGUGCUCUGCUCUGGCGUAGCGGGAGCAAGAAAUUGGGAGCGGUAGUAGAGCAGAGCUAAUGAAAAUUUUCAUGUGCUACAGCUCUCGCAUAUGUUUGUGGUUUUUUUCUUUUUUGUUUUUGCUAUUUUCCGUAUUCGCUUGCUCUAACAAGAUUGCAGAUUGCAAAAAUACUAUACCGAAAUAUACAAGGGCACGAGAGCACCCAUUGCAGAAUCUAGUGAUAUAUGAACGGCUGAUUCUGUCAAUUUAUUGUGAAUGACUAUUAUGCUAUUGUGAAUUGGCGCACCUUCUGCAUACAUUUUUAACAAAAAAACUGUAACAAAUCUUUAUAUGUAAUUUAAAUAAAAAUUAUAAAAUCUAUUUAAAACUUACCGUCCUCAACAAUUUAACAACGUAAUAUGUCUUUAUGUAAAAUGACAGCUAAAACAGGGUUGCAAUUAUAUUUUUGCGUGAUAUUGCACGCAAAUAUACAUGGUUUUUGGUCUGACAUAUUUUACUGCCAUUGCAAAUAAUUUUCCGCGUGUGUUUGUUGUUGUGCCGGUGCACCAAGAGGAAAUAUAUGCAAUUCUUGCACCGUGCAAUGGUUUUGCAAGAGCAAGCGAAUACCCCUUAUGUAUGUAUAUAGUAUAUAAACUAUACGAACGGCUGAACCGAUUUGUCGGAAAAUUGGUGGGGAGGUAGCUUAGAAGCAAGGUAAGGACAUUGGAUACUUUUUAUCUCUUUAUCUUAAAAUUCAAUACAACUCAUAAAUACAAAAAAUAUAUUCAAAUCAAAAGCAUUUGUUCAAAAUUUUUGUAAAAAUCAUUUGAAAAUUUUAGUAAUUAAAAAAUAGAAAGAAAUAUGUAAGUAAAAAUUUUCAUAUCCAUACAUCUUAGUAUAUGGGUUAUACUGAUUUUGCUUCUGAACCGGGCAGUUUUUUUUUAGAACGAACGAAUUAAUUAGCGAAUUACUUUGAACGUGCCUGUGCCUAGGCGAAUUUAACCCUCGUUAAGCCCACCAACGGGUCUGGCCAGGCAAAUUUUGUUUUUAAAUGCUAUUUAAAUAUAUUUAGAGUGUAGCAAACGACUUGCGCUUCCAGGUAGCUUCCUAGAAUUUUAUUGUCUAUAGAAUUCAGAAAAAAAAAUUCAAGGAUAUCGUAUCGAAAAGGACGAAAAAAGGAUAUUAUAAUAUUACACCUUAGUCGAGACCAAUGGUGCUUGGCUAAACCCCAUAUAUUUUGUAUGAAAAUAUAUGAACUUUGGAAUGUUUCUAUCACUUCGCACGGUUGAUUUAAAUGUUUUCAUGUUUGUUACAUGUCCAAAUUGGUUUGUAUGUUUAUCUGGGUCAAAUACUUUAGCCGCUAGAGCGUUUUAAAGGUUAAGAAAAAAUGUAUUUUUUCUCAAAAUGUUACAUUUUUUGUGAACGCUAUUGCGACGCCCCUGGUAGGGAUAGCGGGAAGGUUGAGGGCUUUCCUGAAAGCUCCAGGGAUGAACUAACUCGCAAAAUGGUUUUGAUCUCCCCCGGCCCCAUACCCCCCACAACUGUAGUGAAACAAAGGGGGGGACAUGGUGAAAACCCAUUUUCGCUUAUUGCCACGCCCCCGGUGGGGCCUUGGGGGCAAUUGGAAUUAUACAUUUCCUGAAAGCUCUUUAAAUUACCCAACCGGUGCAAUUUAUUUGACCUACUUACGUCAAAUACUUUAGCCGCUAGAGCGUUUUAAAAGGUUAAGAAAAAUGUAUUUUUUCUCAAAAUGUUACAUUUUUUGUGAACGCUUUUGCUACGCCAAGCGUGAACAAGGCGGUCAAUUUGAUUUCAAUCAAAUCGAGAGGUAAGAAAUUUCAAAAAUGUAUCUAUAUUGUACAUAUAUGAGCGUAAAUACAAAACGUAUUUCCAUACAAAUGUAUGUAAACACAUAGGGGCCUAGCCAAGCACCAUUGGUCUCGACUAAGUGUAUCAGACCGUUGGUCUCGACGAGGGUUAAAAGUUGCCGGUUAAGAAAACGUCCGUUCGCGAUAAUGGUUUUUGUACAAUAGAAUUCUUUAUUUCCAGAAUUUCAUGGUUUAACGUAAAACUUAACCUAAUGUCUUAAACUAGUAUGUAUGUACAUAUAUGUAGGUAAAAUUAAUUUCGGAAAUUCAUAGUAAUUGAGUAUUGUAUUACAUGCCGUUUUUGGUAAUAUAAAAAUGGUAAAUAUUUUAUAUAAUAUAAAACACAUUUUAUAAUUUAUUUCUUAAAAUAUUUGAUUUUAGAUUUAUAAAGUCACUUGACGCAACAAGUGCCAAAAUGAUUUGCAUAACAUUUUUUGGUUCAAAUAUUAUGACAGAAAAUAACAAAAAAAAACAACAACAAACACAUGCGGAGCUGUAGCAAAUGAAAACUUUCAUUAGCUCCGCUCUACUACCGCUCCAAAUUUUUUUUGCUACAGCUACGCCAGAGCAGAUCACAGCAUUUUUGCUCUAGGUACAACUACAUAUAGUUUUUUAUCUAACAAAACUCUGAGCAGAGCAGAGCACAUACUUUUACAUUGUUAUGCUAUGGCUCUGCUGUGGCUCCCGACAAAGUGAGAGCGGUAGCGAUAGCAAAGCAAUA
Bactrocera dorsalis (oriental fruit fly) is the source of this 15103-nucleotide messenger RNA. RefSeq lists its product as uncharacterized. Lineage: Eukaryota; Metazoa; Arthropoda; Insecta; Diptera; Tephritidae. The record is from RefSeq and is a predicted model, not a curated record. Bases 6828 to 8501 code for a protein of 557 amino acids. The transcript has 5 exons.